AUGGACGACGCAACUGUAGUAACGACCAAGAGCGCCGCAUCAGCGAAAGGUCUGCCAAAAUGCGUCUGUAGUUGGAAGAAUUGUCGAACCUAUCAAAAGGCGUACAAAUCGUACGGUCACUCCAUUUUGGACGGCAUCGUCAAGGUCAAGUUCAUCAAGGGAGACACAGCGUCCAUCCCGCUCAAAGCCAGUGUCGACCGUACACUCAAAGUCCCCAAAGAGAAACGACAAGACUGGAAACCUGCCAAAGGCGAAGAGAUUAUUCGUUACAACAUUGCGCGCCAUCAUUUUACCGAACCUCAUAUUCAGCGCUAUUGCCAAGACCCCAAGCGAUACAAGUGGACGUCGCUCUUUAGUGAGGCCGAAGCCAAAAAGUACCUCUUCAAGCAAGACCCCAAGGAAACCAUGAGCUUGGGAGAUGCCGAAGUCUAUUACGUGCAGUGUCCAAACGUCUCCAAAGACUACGUCAAGCAACAAUUCCUCAAAAUGAAGGCAGAAAUGGAAGAAAAGGAGGCACAAGAACACGCACUACGACAGCAGCAACAGCAAUCCAGCGCCCUGGGACGAUUCUUGGGCAGUGGCGGAGGAGGCACCACAUCGGGAUCUGUCGAAGAAGAGCCAAGGCAUCAAUUGCCCGAACACAAGGAUUCCAUGACCAUUUCCACGACGAGAUCCAGCGAGUUACUGGCACGCAAGGAAGAAGAAAACAAUCGACUGAGAAAGGAACUGGAAGCCUGCAAAUCGCAGCUCACCUAUCUACACGAAAUGGUCCGACAAUUGCAAGAAGAUACCUGCGAUAACAUGUCGGUCUAUUCUCGUAAGUCCACACGAUCGCGAGCCAACAAAAAGAACAAAGCGGGUGGCGGGGCCUACGGCAUGGGCAGUGGUCCCUUUCCGCUCGAAGUGGAACUCGUCGACGACGAAGCAUCCGAAUGGGAUGGUGGCGGUGAUGGAGAAGACGAAAUUGAAGAUUGGAGUGACGCCGAUGACGAAGACGAGACCAUUAUGGACGACCAGUCCAGUGAUUUUAUGGGCAAGGCAUCACCCGGUGCGCUGGGUGUGCACGGGCACGGCGGUGGUCCCAAGAGCAGCAAAAUGGGUCGUCGCACGUCUCUCGCCAGUCGAGCGUCCAUUGUCAGUGCCUCGCAGUCGGUGAAAAGUUUGCCACGAGAAAUUGAACUCGCCGAAGACGAAGAGAAUGGAUCGGGCAGUGAAGAUUCCAGCAUGGCCGAUGCCUUUGACGACCGGUCCUAUGUCAGCCGCGGAUCAAGAGUCUCACGAGCAAGCCACUCCAUCGACAAUAACGACUACAGCGGAGGAGGAAAAGAUCGUCGCAGCAAAAAAUCGCGAGGUGGCGGUGGUAAGUCCCGAGGCAAGAGCAAGGGCAGCAGUAAUGGAUACGGAGGCGGCAGCAACGGAAGCGAUGUCGAGACGUAUGAAGUCAAGCAGCAGGUCAUUGUCGAUCCGUACGGGGAGAAGGGAACCUACGCUGGUUCUCUAUCCAAGGCAACCGGAAUGCCCCACGGCAAGGGCCGCCUAGAGUAUGCUGCUGGUCGGUGGUACGAAGGUGACUGGAAGCAUGGACGGUGGACUGGAAGAGGAAGACUCAGUAAUGGCGAUGGAGAUCUCUAUGAAGGAGAGCUCCGAAACGAUCACAAGCACGGCAAGGGAACUAUGCGCUUUGCGGACGGUCGUGUGUUCGUUGGUGAAUACAUCAAUGGUCAAAUGAUCGAAGGAAGAAUGACCUAUCAGGAUGGUUCCACCUAUGAUGGUUCCUGGGUGGAUGGCAUGAGACAUGGUAGAGGCAAGUGUGUCUUUACUGAUGAUUCUAUUUAUGAAGGUGAAUUUAGAGAAGGAGAGUUCCAUGGACACGGCAAAAUGUCUUGGGCUGAUGGUGGUUGGUACGAAGGAGAGUGGUGGAAUGGCGAGAUGCAAGGCCAUGGGAGGGAAGUUCGACCAGACGGAAGCCUCCGUCAUGAAGGGGCCUGGUCUAAGGGCCAACCGCUACGAAACAGGAAGUAA
Molecule: messenger RNA, 2022 nt
Organism: Seminavis robusta
Lineage: Eukaryota; Bacillariophyta; Bacillariophyceae; Naviculales; Naviculaceae
Source: the annotation of a GenBank genome assembly